This is a messenger RNA of Prunus persica (peach), 1997 nucleotides long. Its product is annotated as pentatricopeptide repeat-containing protein At5g27460. Gene Ontology annotation, molecular function: protein binding. Gene Ontology annotation, cellular component: mitochondrion. The transcript is spliced from 2 exons. NCBI's taxonomy places the organism in Eukaryota, Viridiplantae, Streptophyta, Magnoliopsida, Rosales, Rosaceae. The coding region runs from base 41 to 1567 and encodes 508 amino acids. The record is from RefSeq and is a predicted model, not a curated record.
CCAACGAAGAGGAUCGGUGAGCUCUGCAGUUUGGACUUCCAUGGCGACUAGCUGUGGGCUCUUCACCGGUCUGAGACGGUGCUCCCCACACUUCGCGAACUCAGUCGGGUGGAGGAGGCAGCUGUCGUCGCUCUGCUCUUCGUCUUCCCCAGUUGAAAGGCGCAAGGACGACGAGCUCAAGAGCAAGAUUUUUGGGCUAAAAAAUCCGGGUCGGAGCGCAACCACUGUGAUUCAGAAAUGGGUCGACCGCGGCAACAAGGUCUCUGUUCUGGAACUCCGUCGCAUUUCCAUUCAACUCUUGAAAUCUAAGCGCUUCGACCAUGCCCUCCAGAUACUAGCAUGGAUGGAGGCUCAAAGCGAUUUUCGACUGUCGCCGGGUGAUCAUGCCAUGAGGUUGGAAUCAAUCAUAAAAGUGAAGGGUAUGUUGAAAGCUGAAGAGUAUUUUGAGAAUUUAGCUGCCACUGCUUCAAAAAAAGCUGCUUGUCUUCCUCUUCUUCAUGGCUAUGUUGUGGAAAAGGACACAGAGAAAGCAGAGGCUCUGAUGCUGAAGCUUGGUGGGUUGGGGCUGAUUGUGAGCCCUCAUCCCUAUAAUGAGAUGAUGAAGUUGUAUAUGGGCACAUGUCAAUUUAGGAAAGUGCCCCUUGUUGUAGUUCAAAUGAAGAAAAACAAGAUACCAUUAACUGUUUUGUCCUACAACCUCUGGAUGAAUGCAUGUGCCAAGCUAUCCGGGGUUGCUUCAGUAGAGAUGGUUUACAAAGAAAUGGUGAAUGAUGAGAAUGUUCAGGUUGGAUGGAGCACUUUGUCUACUUUAGCCAAUGUCUAUAUGAAAGCAGGCCUUGUUGACAAAGCCAGUUUGGCCCUAAGAAGGGCUGAAGAGAAGCUGUCUGACUAUAACCGCCUUGGUUAUUUUUUUCUCAUUACGCAAUAUACUUCUUUAAAGAUGAAAGAGGACGUCCUGCGUUUAUGGGAAGCUAGUAAGGCGGUACCUGGGAGAAUUCCAUGUACUAAUUACAUGCAUAUACUGUUGUGUUUGGUGAAGCUAGGUGAUAUUGUGGAAGCAGAGAGGAUUUUUAUGGAGUGGGAGUCCACCUGCUUUAGGUACGAUGUUCGAAUCUCCAAUGUCCUUCUAGGUGCAUACAUGCGGAAUGGAAUGGUAGAGAAAGCUGAGUCGUUGCAUCUGCACUCAUUGCAGAGAGGCGGUUACCCGAAUUAUAAGACAUGGGAGAUCCUUAUGGAAGGAUGGCUGAAAAGCCAAUACAUUGAUAAAGCCAUUGAAGCGAUGCAAAGAGGGUUCAGUAUGUUGCAAGAUUGUCAUUGGAGGCCAUCGCAUGAUACUAUAAUGGCCUUUUCUGGUUAUUUCGAAAGGCAUGGGAAUAUUGAGGACGCAAAUUGGUAUGUCAGAGUUAUCCAUGAUUUGGGUUGUGCAAGUUUGCCAUUAUACAAAUCAGUGCUUAGACUGCACCUUUCUGCUCAGAGAUCAGCCUCUGACAUCCUUAAGAUGAUGGAGAAGGACAUGAUUGAGAUGGAUGAUGAGACUUCUGCCCUUGUUCAAGCCUUCGAGGUGUGACUUUAUAAUCUGUGCUGUACAGUAAGUUCUAGUCGCUUCCUGUGAAGGCUCAUGGGGAACAAUUUAUGCUUCUCUGACUGUUUGUUCGUGAAUCAAAGACAAUGGUGAAAUGGUUCAUAAAAAUAUAGAGAGUAUAACAUUUGAACAUCGAAAGCAUAAUAGCUCAAGUGCCACAUAUAGAGGUCCCUUGAUUCAGGGAAGUUGCUUCUUUGUUAGUUAAGGUGGAGAAAAAGAUAGAUCAGAUGGUCUCUCUGGUUUCCUUAUUUGAACAGAAACAAAGAGAUGGAGCCCUUGUUGUAGAUUGUUAGGGAAGAUGGCUUCUUGGAUCCUUUUCCUUCAGUCAAACAAUUAAAAUAUUUGGUCAUGAUUCUUAAGGUAUUAAUGUUCUCGGCAAUUAUCUCAUUUAUAAAAAAAGAAUUGUUCUCGGCAA